This is a messenger RNA of Schizophyllum commune H4-8, 1567 nucleotides long. RefSeq lists its product as uncharacterized. The coding region runs from base 426 to 1403 and encodes 325 amino acids. NCBI's taxonomy places the organism in Eukaryota, Fungi, Basidiomycota, Agaricomycetes, Agaricales, Schizophyllaceae. The record is from RefSeq and is a predicted model, not a curated record. The transcript is spliced from 6 exons.
CGUCGACGUGCGCAAUCUUUCGGCUCUCUCUGACAUCGUAUAUGAGUCCCUCGCAUACACGUAUGAUGAGCGGGGUGCAGCGUGCUGUACGCGUUCAGCUCUUCCCUCACAGGCCCGCGCCAAAAAUGGCUAUCUUCACCAUCUGAAACUCAGCGCGAGACAUCGCCACUGUCGGACCGCCCACGCCGCGGCUUGUUGCCGCAAGAUCUGCGGAUUCCUCCCCUGCAAUCCUUUGCGACGCUUCAAGGGGCGGAAUCCUCCCGCACCCUCUCCUACGAGUUAUAAAGGCUGGGCGCCAAGAUGACACAGGCUCACCCUUCUCAGCGGCCCAAGGCCCGCGAACACCUCACGACCCUCUCGGCCUCCCCCAUUCGCCGCUCUCCCCGAUUUGCGACUUGGAAUUCCGGCGCGCUCCCACGACCACGAUGCCCCGCCACACACGACAGGCGCCUUCCUAUGCUGAGCUCGCACCGCUCAAUCCUAUCGUGCAGCCGAGGCCGAUACACCAUGACCAGUGGGAGGCGGACGCGCAGACUCUUGCGCCGGCGCCACAAUAUCAAUAUACGCCCCCUCGCACUGGCAUGGCGCGUACACCGAGUCCAACACCAAGCGAAGCGAAUCUGCUUGCAGGCAAGAUGCCCUAUAGUGGGUCUGUGAUGCUGAAGAUGUACUGGAAACAAAUUGUUGUGGCGGUCAUUCUUCUGGUCGCGUUCAUUGUCAUCUUCGCGAUGAACGACAGGAUAUUGCACGCACUUCGGCCUGUCAAGGCGUGGAUGGACGAGCGUCCAUGGGGCUUCGUUAUCCCUUUGGCGAUAUACAUCGCCAUCUCCUUCCCGCCACUCAUUGGCCAGGAAGUCGUCGCGAUGUUCUGUGGCAUGAUUUGGGGUCUGGGAGAGGGCUUUGGUAUCGUCGCGGCAGGGACGGUUAUCGGCGAGAUCUUGCUCUUCUUGCUGGUUAAGUACUUCUUCCGCGCAAGAUUGCAGAAGAAGGAAGAGACGGGUGUCUCCUACGCCUGCUACGCCAGGGUGGUACGCGAAGGUGGCUGGAUAAUUUGCGCGGUCUUUCGCCUAAGUGUCUUCCCGCCGCAUUUCGUCACUGUCCUCGUCGCGGCCUGCGAUGUCCAGCUAUGGGUUUACCUGAUAGCCAUCGUCAUCGGCUUUCCGCGACAGUUGCUCCCUGUUUACCUCGGCGUCGUCCUCGACGACAAGGAUGAAGGCACGCAGCACGCGGGCCCGAAAGCCCUCAAGGGCGCCUUUGUCGCCUUCAUCAUCAUCGUCACCAUCGUCGCUGGUCGCUUCAUUGGCGCGCGGGUCAAGAAGAUCAAGCCGGAGAUUAUCUACCAGCGCAGGAAGGCGAGGCAGCAGAAAAUGAUGGAGUCUUUGGAGUCGUUGAACGGUGUCUAACUUAUAUUGCACGAUUUGCCAUGAUUCUCUCUCACUGUUCUUUGAGCUUGUCUACGAUGUAGCGUACCUCGCCUGGCAUAUUUAUUUACGGACAUUACUUACUCACGUAUACGACCACUGUAACCUAACGCGAUGAUUGACUUCGAUCCAGUUAUAUGUUAUUC